CACUAGCUAAAUGCCACCUACCCCCGCCUCCACCGCCACUCCAUAUCCAUAUCCACAACAAUCAAGACUUGAUUACCAUCAACCAUAUCCAAUAUAAGCUAUGCCUACUUCCAUCGAGUCUACCGUGAGCACACAGACCAAGAACCGCCCCACCGUCCGGCUCGCGGCCGUUGACGGGAAUGCCCAACAGCAUCCCGAUUGGCUGGUCGAACUGCACACCAAGGGUUGGACGGUUGUGCGCGGAGCCCUACCCAGGGACCGAGCACUGGCGUAUGCCGACAAGGGUUACGAAUGGCUUGAAAGCUGGAAUCUGGGGUUCAACCGCAAGGACCCGUCCACUCGCAAGACAGCAAAUCUUCCCUGGCACACUCGGGGAGGGCUUUAUAACGGGUACGGCAUCGGUCACGAGCAGUUCGUAUGGGAUUUGAAGUCAGAACCGAGUCUUGUGGAGAAGUGGGAACAGAUAUGGGGCACCCGCGAGCUGCUAGUGUCAUUUGACGGGGUGAACCUUUCCUUACCCGAAAGGGAACGUCCCAAGUCAGACCCUAUUUUCGCGCCGUGGGCGCAUGUCGACCAGUCCCCGUUUAACAACAAAUCCGACACCGUUCAGGGAAUUGUGAAUCUGCUACCCAACGGGCCCGAGGACGGCGGUCUGAUGGUGCUUGAAGGGUCAAGCGCCUACUAUACUGAGUUGUGGCAGCAUUUUGACCACAAGAAGGGCGAAAAAGGAUGGAGCACGUGGGCCUUUCAAUAUGUUGACGACGAGAUGUGCCAGUGGCUUGAGGCGAAGGGGUGCAAAUGGAUCAAGGUGUGCGCAGAGCCGGGCGACCUGCUGCUCUGGGACUCGCGCACGAUCCAUUACGGCGCCGCCCCUUCUUCGGUUAACGACCGCUUCGCUGCCUAUGUCUGUUACAAGCCGGCCGCUGCCAUCUCAGAGGAGGCCAAAAAGGUCCGCCUGCAGGCGUUUGAAGCGAAGCAGAACACAACACAUGAUCCAGCUGAUUUCCGAGUCAGGGAGUACCUGCCGCCGGCGGAUCAUUCUACAUACGAGAUGGCCACCAAACGGUCUUUACCCAGCCCAGUGCUUUCGAAGCGGGCGAAGGAACUGAUCGGGCUGGAUUCUUACUGAUGGGUUUAUUACGAUCAGAGGUUAUUUUAGCUAGCAAUUCACAGUUAUUAUCUUGAUACAAACUGCACUGGAAUGCCUAUGC
Aspergillus welwitschiae is the source of this 1211-nucleotide messenger RNA. RefSeq lists its product as uncharacterized. The record is from RefSeq and is a predicted model, not a curated record. The transcript is spliced from 6 exons. Bases 101 to 1129 code for a protein of 342 amino acids. NCBI's taxonomy places the organism in Eukaryota, Fungi, Ascomycota, Eurotiomycetes, Eurotiales, Aspergillaceae.